CUGCGCGUCGCGGCGCUCGGACACCGCGGGGCCCGGCCGGCUCAGGGGUCCCCCGACCCGCGCCCCGCGUGGCCGCCGCGCCUCGCCAGGCUGGGCCGCGACGUCCCCCUCCCCACGUCGCCGGAGCGCGGCCCCGCGUCCCUCCGACGAGCCGAGCGCUGAUUGGCCCUGAGCACGGGAAGGCCCGCCCCCACGAGCCGCCAGCCAGUGGGAGCCGGGGGCGGGGCCGCGCCUCGGCCGCCGGAAGCGGGGAGGUGCUGGGGGACGUCGCGUUAGCGCGCCGGGUGGGCAGCAGCGACCGCGGAGCCACCGGAGGGACGCCUGCCUUCGCCCGCCAUGGCCGAGAGCGACUGGGACACGGUGACGGUGCUGCGCAAGAAGGGCCCUACGGCCGCCCAGGCCAAGUCCAAGCAGGCUAUCUUAGCAGCACAGAGACGAGGAGAAGAUGUAGAAACUUCCAAGAAAUGGGCUGCUGGCCAGAACAAACAGCAUUCUAUCACCAAGAACACAGCCAAGCUGGACCGGGAGACAGAGGAGCUGCACCAUGACAGGGUGACCCUGGAGGUGGGCAAAGUGAUCCAGCAGGGUCGGCAGAGCAAGGGGCUCACGCAGAAGGACCUGGCCACGAAAAUCAAUGAGAAGCCACAGGUGAUCGCAGACUAUGAGAGUGGACGGGCCAUCCCCAAUAACCAGGUGCUGGGCAAAAUCGAGCGGGCCAUUGGCCUCAAGCUCCGGGGGAAGGACAUUGGAAAGCCCAUCGAGAAGGGGCCUCGGGCGAAAUGAACACAAAGCCUCGAAAUCAGCGCGCUCCGGCUGAUCUCGUUCCGCGGUUCCCCUUGGCCGCCAGCACCGCCGUGGGUCUCCUCACGGGCCGAGCGGAACAAGGGGUCCAGCUGGUGGGGGCCUCCCCAGCCCAUCCCUGCUGUCAAACAAACAAACCUUGCAAAGCGUU
Molecule: messenger RNA, 952 nt
Organism: Saimiri boliviensis boliviensis (Bolivian squirrel monkey)
Lineage: Eukaryota; Metazoa; Chordata; Mammalia; Primates; Cebidae
Gene: EDF1
Product: endothelial differentiation related factor 1
Cellular component (GO): nucleus
Molecular function (GO): DNA binding
Source: RefSeq, a predicted model, not a curated record